AUGGCGGAAUCCACAUCAAAUGAACACUGCCAUCCCCUAGGCCACGACGAGGACUUUGUAGAAGAAGUUGAAGAUGAUUUCCAAUGUCUCGUAUGUCAUUUACCGCUAAAGGAACCAGUUCUUACGAGAUGUGGCCACAGACAUUUUAAAGGAUGUCUUGACGAGCACAUCGAAAGGUACGAGUUUGAGAUAAGCAGCUUUCAGUAUUGUUGUUCGUUUGCUCACUUAAUCUAAUCACCCUAGCGAAUUCAUGACAGGUCAUCAGUGUGUUUCAACUGAAUUCAAUCACCACCAGAGUCGAAGUCCAUCCAAUUAAUAAUUAGAGAACGAUGGUCGGUUGCAUGAUCUUAAACAUCAAUUUCACGGAUCAGAAACCCCUACACUAAUUAACUUGGUGAUGCAAUUUUUCAAUUUCUAGCAUUGCCUUCGAUUAGUUUCAAUCAAAAUACGCGCCUAUCUUCCUCUAAAACGUAGCACGAUACAUUUUCUUAAUUAUCAAAGGUAAUGAACAGAUUUCAUGUUCACUUGUCCAAAGAGCAAAAUAUCUCUGAAUCGAAAGCGCAAAUCGGUAGUUCAAUUAUCUACUGCAAGCGUGAUCGCUGUUCCAAGUUCAAAUCUUUUCACCUUAUUCCUUACUUUGUGCUUGUAAGUGCUGAGAUACUACUAGACCUAUCGCGCCAUUCAAACUUUCGGUUCGCCUUAUUCGUAAUCCACAGCUUAAUUGCUCGGUUCCUUAAUUACAUGAACAUAUAGACUUAUCUUAUGUAGCUUGUAGAUUGUGUCAAUGCAAUGAAAUAAACUCGCUUGGAAAAAUCCUAACAAGGGCUUUAUCCACCUCAAUAUUCGUUUUUCGAUGUUGUAGUUUCUGAAUACUGCUGUGGAAGUUAAAUUAGCAACUGUUGUUGUCAUUGUUGUGAAGAGGCGUGGACUGUAUUGAAUAAGAUAAAAGUGUUGGUUAAGAUGGGGUAUGAGAAUAAUUACGGUACAUAUUUGCUUGCGUGCUCCCUUAAUUAUUUCCUUAUUUCUAUACCAUUCUUAAGAAUUUAAUUUUUCUCACAGACAGCAGUGUAAAAAGAGUCUUUAACCUGCCCGGCAGACAGGCAGAAUCUGGACCCAGACCGGGUAAGUAAACUUUUUAACUACUAAAACGUUAAGAAUGAUCUGCUUGGUUGAGUGCGGGUAAAGACCAACUCAAUCAUUUAGCAAUAUUUUGAUUACUUUUUUUAAGAAGUCAGUUAUUGUGACUUUAAAGUCUUGACCAUUGUCAAUGGUUUUACUUGUUAGUUUCUUCCUCAAACACACGUUUUAUUUUUCAAUGAAAUAUUUUGAACAAUGUUCUCUUUUCUUUAGUCUAUUUUGUUUUCUGUUCUUGAAAUAUACCCUAAUUAUUUGUAUUUUUCUUAAAACAUCACUAUUAUCUAAUUAAACACUCCCUAGUAAAGGCUCUUGUAAGGUAAAGCUCUUAUGCUUGAGUCAAUUGCCACCUUAAGACGACUUAGGAAAAAUACGAAUUGUGAUUAUUUCUAAGGACAUUUUCCCUGAUAAAGCAGCAGAAAGGAAGAUUCUCUCUAUGGUGAUCAGAUGUCCAAAUGAUGGCUGUGAAUGGACUGCGGAGCUGAGGAACAAGAAGGUAAAAGUAACGCAUAUUUCAAUAAAUGUCAAUAAACAAUUUUAUCAGUAUAAGUUAUUGUUUUCGUCUGUUGAAAUAACAAAGCCACAGACAUAGCUCAAGUUCCUACAUGUAGAAGCCAAGACAUAGAGACGAUGGGCUUGAUCAUUUUUAACUUCUCAGGGAGAGUUAGGAACCAACACCCAACCUGAAGUUGUUUUGGCUUUAUUUGUUGAACAGAUCCACUUGGAAUCUUACUCUUUUCAGCAAGUAGCGUGUCCUAACAAGUACCGUCGCAAAAGAGUCCAAAAAAGACAUCUUACACAGCGCGAAAAAAAUGUGUGUCCAUGGAGAGUCCUUCAAUGUACAUACUGCACGGAGCCCCACCCAAACUGCAUGAUGCAAGUAAGGAUUGUAAUAGUGGAGGAAUCCAUGAGAAAUAAUACACCUCUUGCCGGGAAAUAUUUUAAUGUUUCUGUGGAAAAAAUUGAGACCCUUAAAAUCGAAUAGGAAUUAGAGUAUAUAGAUAACAAAAUACAUAUUCGAUUUUUAAAGGAGGUCUCGAUGAGGUUAUGGCUUUUACGGCUACAGUUUGUAUUGGUUAAAAUUUUGGCCACUUAACGGUUACCCCAUUGAGACUUUCUUUAGAGCCCGACUCCCGACGGAAAUUGAUUGAAAAAAGGAAACAUAAUAAAUUCAAAUUUCCGCAUUGCUGUUUUUAUUUGAUUCUUUUUUCAUUUUUUUGUAGGACCAUAUUAGACAGUGCAGCAAUUUCCUAGUAUUUUGUCCAAACAGCUGUAGUCGUUCAAUUCCAAGGGUUAUGGUGAGACUUUCAGCGUUGUCUGUGAUAUACAAUCUGACUCCGGUUGUUCGAAGGUUGGAUAGCGCUAUUCACUUUAUAAAACUCUAUCCGGUGGAUAACGCCACACGUUUUGCUAUCACUUAUCCGCUGGAUAGCGACUUAUCCGCCCUUUAUACAACUGGGCCCUGAAGUUUGCAGCGAAUCUUUUUCGACUAGAUGCAGCUUCAAUACAUGAUAUUUUUCAAGCGUCAAAUUAUAUCUUUUUACUUUAAAAUUUCCUAAAAUAAUGUAAAUCAUACAAAGUUAUGAACCGCAAAAACAUUUCCGACGGACAUACAAGUGGAUGUCUCACAGCUAUAAAUUUGUGUGACUAAUGGUUCUUACUGACGCUUGAUCAAAAUUUUCUUUAAUUAGGUUCAUAAUCACGGAUACACAAUAUUAAAGAAAGAAAAAUGCCAAACAGUUCCCUUUUUUGCUUUAUUUAAAGCCUCUCAUGUUAUUUCCCCGUUACAUCUCAUUCUCACUGAAAAACAACAAACCAUUCUUACAGGCCCCAUUCAUUCUUUUUUCAGUCUGCUCCAGGCUCUCAGUCAAUGAAAAACGCAAAACGGUGAAAAUAAAAUUGUUAUGAGAACCUCGUUGUGGUGUUCCAGCGACAGUUAUCGGCGAUCAUCGAUCACAUUGAUAAAGUAAUCUUGCACAUUUAUGGAGGCUGCCAUGUAAUAAAUGACCUUUCUAGUUGAAAGUUCGAGGAAAUAUAACCAACAGAAAAGAUCCUGACGAGUGUGUUGACGAUCACGUAAAACCGUUAUCAAAAAGAACUUUAAACCAAAUUAGCUGUUUUAGAUAAGGGCUUAGUUUAAGGUAUGUAUAAUUUCUGGUAAAUGAAGUAUAAAUUUUCAUGUAGGUCCAACGUCAAGAAAUGGAGCAUCACCUUGAAUCAGCAACAAGAACCCAUCUUGCUUUACUUUGUAUUAAAUUAAGUAACACGGAAGACAAGUUAAAUAAAACAGAAGAUGAGCUGAAUAACACAAAAGCUUGGUUAAAUGAGACAAGAGCUGAGUUGAAGAAUACCAUGGUACUGCUAGAGUUGUCGAGCGUAAAAGGUGUUUCUUUGGCGGAUUGA
Messenger RNA from Pocillopora meandrina, 3537 nucleotides. The record is from the annotation of a GenBank genome assembly. Lineage: Eukaryota; Metazoa; Cnidaria; Anthozoa; Scleractinia; Pocilloporidae.